Molecule: messenger RNA, 1149 nt
Organism: Drechmeria coniospora
Lineage: Eukaryota; Fungi; Ascomycota; Sordariomycetes; Hypocreales; Ophiocordycipitaceae
Product: glycosyltransferase family 17
Exons: 1
Coding region: 1-1149 (382 amino acids)
Biological process (GO): N-acetylglucosamine metabolic process; protein N-linked glycosylation
Cellular component (GO): membrane
Molecular function (GO): beta-1,4-mannosylglycoprotein 4-beta-N-acetylglucosaminyltransferase activity
Source: RefSeq, a predicted model, not a curated record
AUGGCCCCCCGAACCCCCCUCGUCAUCGUCUUGGCCGCGUCCGUCGCUGUCGGCUGGUUCCUCUCCGGCCUGCUCGGCCUGCUCCCGCCGCUUCGCAGCUCGGCGGCGGUCCAUCGCAUCUCGGCCGACGACCUAGGCCUCGCGCUGCCGCCGCUCAACUUCUCGUCGCCGCCGUCGACGGACGCGCACCGGGCCUACUACGGCUCCUCGGCGGCGGCGGCCUUUUGCGCCGCCCACGGCUACGCCGUCUUCGAGCCGCGGUCGACGUCGGGCGAGCGCAAGAUAUACGACCUGUUCAUGGUCAACUCGGAGCUCGACUUUCUCGAGAUCCGCCUGGCCACGCUGUACGAGCACGUCGACUACUUCGUCAUCGUCGAGUCACCGCGCACCUUCCAGGGCCGCGUUCGGAACCUCGUCAUCCGGGACAACUGGCAGCGCUUCGCGCGCUGGCACGACAAGAUCAUCUACCACCUGCUCGAGUUCCCCGCCCACUUCGCGCCCGUGCGCACCUGGGACUACGAGGACCUGCAGCGGGACGCGACCUUUGCCCAGGUCCUCCCCCGGCUCGAGGGCCGGCAGGCGCCCGUGACGGGCGACGUGCUCGUCGUCGCCGACGUCGACGAGAUACCUCGGCCGGAGACGCUGCUGCUGCUGCGGACCUGCGCCUUCCCGCGCCGCCUCACGCUCGCCUCGCGCUUCUACUACUACUCCUUCCAGUUCCUUCACGUCGGCGCCGAGUGGCCGCACCCGCAGGCGACCUUUUACGAGGGCCCGGACAGCACCCUGCGGCCGCGGGACCUGCGGGGCGCCAACGGCGACGGCCGCUGGAGGCGCGCGCGCGAGUCGGGGACGCUCGGCAACGCCGCCUGGCACUGCAGCAGCUGCUUCGCCACCGUCGACCAGUUCCUCGACAAGAUGGCCAGCUUCUCCCACAUGUGGAUGAACGAGCCUCGCUACCGCGACAGGAGGCGCAUCGCCGACGCCGUCCGCGCCGGCCGCGAUGUCUGGGGCCGGACCAAGGACCACUUCCGCCGCGUCGACGGCAACUCGGACCUGCCUCCGGUCCUGGCCACCGACGAGGGCAGACGCAGGUUCGGCUACAUGCUGAGCCGGGACGGCGAGAGCGCCGGCUUCACCGACUUUCCCUGA